This is a messenger RNA of Durotheca rogersii, 710 nucleotides long. RefSeq lists its product as uncharacterized. The record is from RefSeq and is a predicted model, not a curated record. NCBI's taxonomy places the organism in Eukaryota, Fungi, Ascomycota, Sordariomycetes, Xylariales, Xylariaceae. The coding region runs from base 348 to 665 and encodes 105 amino acids. The transcript has a single exon.
CAGGUAAUACGAUCCCAAUACCGAUAUCACACACACACACACACACACAGAGACAAAAUUCCGUCGACGAAAAUGCUAGCCGGUGCCGAGUUGAGCGGGGAUUCCCUGUACUAGCCACCAAAUCUAUCAGGUAGCUAGCCACUGACCUCUCGGUACCUCGAAUUCCUGGCUGGCAGAUCGCACGCGCGCACGCAACCGAGAUUCAUUCAGCUAGGUACCUAACCUGUCUUCGCAUAUUCCAUCCCUCCAUACACCUACAUGCCUACAUCUCCAAGACAUAGGUACGUGGGCCAAGCACUACCAAUGGUCAUUGGCGCCAGAGCGGGCUGUUUACGGCGGCUACGGUAAUGAGACCUGGGUGUGCGUGUUGCGUGUGGGUGCGUAUACGCAGAGCUAUGUGCGUGUGUGAAUAUCCGUCCGCCACUGAGACCGCGCAGAGGGGAUGCCAGGCACUAGGGGGGGUCACCGACGAGCCGCAAAUGACCGCGUGGCUGAGACGUGUGAUUGGGCAAGACGCCCUUAGUGUUCGGCCGCCCGAACUGAACGCGAACCCCCGUUGUGGUUGCGAUGCGCAUGCACGACCAUGCCCGUACCCUACGCCGCGUCGCGUCGCAUCGCGUUGCGCGCCAUGCGGUGUCUGCCGGACGAGAGGCCGGUCCAGCUGAGGCGAGAGAGGGAGCGAGGGACGAGCGUAGGGAGAGGUCAGUAGA